AUGAAAGCACUGGUAGGCCAAAUCAACAAGAGCCUGAACCAGAUGAGGAAAGAAAAGGCAAUAUCAGAAAAGGAUUGGAGACAAAUGAAACCCCAAGAUGCUGCCCUAGCGCGCUUUUAUGGUUUGCCGAAAAUCCACAAACCAAAUGUCCCCCUACGGCCCAUUGUGGCGCUGAAAGGCACGCCUACAUACGGACUGGCUAAAUGGCUUGCCAAGCAUUUGAAGAAGCUGACGGACGGCUCGGAACACACAGCUGUAUCGUCAACACACUUCCUGGAAAGACUAAAAGACGUCACAAUAGCCCCCGACGAAAUAAUGGUAUCUUUUGACGUCGUCUCUCUAUUCACCUCUAUCCCUAAAGAAUUGGCCAUGAGAGCUGUCGAUGACCUACUGAAGAAAAGGUACGACGAAGAAGAAAAACCUUUUAAGAGGAGGCACGCGAUGGAACUACUGGACUACUGUUUACACACGUACUUCACGUUUAACUGCCAAAUUUACGAGCAAAUCCAAGGAGUCCCAAUGGGGUCCCCAAUCUCCGGCUACCUGGCUGAGGCGGUCUUGCAGGAACUGGAAACUCGGGUCUUCCAGACAUACAAGCCGAAAUUCUGGAUGCGCUACGUAGACGACACUUUUGUCAUCUUACACCGAGACGCGAAAGACAACUUUAAAAGAGAAUUGGACUCAGUUUUUCCACAAAUCCAAUUUACCAUGGAGGAAGAAAAUAACGGAGUGCUCCCUUUCCUCGAUGUCCAGGUAUCGAGGCAGGAAGACGGAACCCUCCAGACUGGUGUCUUUCGAAAGGCGACAGACACGGCGAAAAUUCUUCAUUACAACACCAAUCACCCCCUGUCGCAUAAGCGCAGUUGUGUCCGGACCCUUUUUUGCCGCAUCCACACACACUGCAGCACAGAAGCCGAAAAGCUGCGGGAGCGUAAUACCCUAUGGCGCCUCUUCCUUGCCAAUGGAUAUCCACGCAGUUUUGUGAACAAAUGCUUGUACCGAAGGCACACGAAGACGGACGGUGAGAAGAAACAAAGACCAGAAAUCUUCCGUGUCUUGCCCUACGUGAGUAACGUCUCCGAAGCCACUGAGCGCAUACUAAGGCCGCUAGGCGUGGGCGUUGGUCACCGACCGGAGGCCACCAUUCGCCGCUUAAUCAUGCAGCCCACGGACCGGCUACCACCUGCAGACACGUCAGGCGUUAUUUACCGCGUCAAAUGUCUGGACUGUCCAGCCAACUACUGUGGCAUGACCGACAAACGCCUAAGAACGCGCAUGCAUGAGCACACUUUAGCCGUAAGGCGAAAGGACGUACUAUCGCAUGUCGCCAUGCACUGCCUGGAAAACAAUCACAAGUUCGACUUUGACGGCGCCCAGGUGCUCGGCCGAGCCGAAAGCAAACUGGCGAGGGAAGUGAUUGAGGCCUGGAAAUCAGACACGAACUCUAUCAACCGAAGUAUCGAUUUGCCAGCGCCAUACGAGGCCGUCAGGCACCAUCUACGCGCGAGAGGGGGGCAACGAGAAGCGAACGGGACGAACCUAUCGGGUGAGAGUGCAGAUGGCCUAUUUAAACCCUGUAUUUCUCGCUCAGCCUAUCUCCGAAGGUGUGCUCGAGUAUGA
This is a messenger RNA of Spirometra erinaceieuropaei, 1620 nucleotides long. The record is from the annotation of a GenBank genome assembly. Lineage: Eukaryota; Metazoa; Platyhelminthes; Cestoda; Diphyllobothriidea; Diphyllobothriidae.